This is a messenger RNA of Haliotis rufescens (red abalone), 3630 nucleotides long. RefSeq lists its product as uncharacterized. Lineage: Eukaryota; Metazoa; Mollusca; Gastropoda; Lepetellida; Haliotidae. Gene Ontology annotation, cellular component: membrane. The transcript has 9 exons. The record is from RefSeq and is a predicted model, not a curated record. Gene Ontology annotation, molecular function: growth factor activity. The coding region runs from base 651 to 2192 and encodes 513 amino acids. Gene Ontology annotation, biological process: hemocyte migration.
UCUAUGAUUUAGCACAUUUUGUCAAAGCUGACAGUUGUUGGUCCUUUAGAGUCACUGCUUAUACUAAAUUAUCCACAGGUCCUCCUGUAGGAAUAGAUGUAUGUAUGUACGUUUUACUCUGCGAUUCAAUCAAAGAAAUGGAUACGUCGACCCCUUAUGCCAUGCGCACGCGACUGGGAUUCCAUAGCAGACGACACACAGCGGAUGUAUACUGAGAAAGUGAACUGGCUACAAGUCUUCAAGGAUUGAAACGGGCGCAGGAGUUAUGAAAUUUGCUGUGAGCAUUGGAUGUGAGAAAAAGAUCUGGGAGAGAUUUCUUUUGAUGUAAACAAAGUGAAUAUAUAUUCUGUGUGUUCGAAAUGUUAUUGAAUUUGGACAGAAAUUUAUUUUUGAAAGUGGUCACAUGACGCCAUGUGUUGACGAGACGAUGGAUGUCGGUGCUAUAUAAUAUAGGGAUUGAUAUCACUCGAGCAAUGGGAAAUGGUCGCUGGGAGUGCAAGCCCUGGCCAGCUUAGCAACGUGCUUCUCAAGGAAAUAUUGGAAUUGCCUAACUCUGUUUUAUUUAUUGGGAAAAGUGGAUUGGUGCAAUAAACGUGAAUACUAUAAUUCAUUCUUUGGGUGGAUUAUUACCUACCAUCCCUGUGUGGAGUAUGGGAGUUAUAAGAAACACAUAUGAAGAGGAGUCGGACACAGGAAACCAUGUGAAAGAGCCUUACAAUAGUGAUUGUAUUAUACCAAUGGAUAGUGUAUACGACCGACUACAACCCCCACCCUCACCGUGUGGGUGUGGCACCAGGCCAACGCCAACUUGUGAUAGGGAGUCUUCUCCGGCCCGGAGCAAUUCAUGGCCAUCUGGUGGUGGUCGGAGACGAGCGAGGAGAUCAGUGGUUCUCUACACGGCCAAUCAUUACACAACCUGUCUGCAUCAUGGAAGUGUUCACUGGUCAACCGGUCAACCGGAACUGGAUACUGGCCAAACGGAAGUGGAAUUACCGGAAGUUAAAAGUAAAAACGAAAAUUGUGGACGGGUUUGCUGCCCUAAAUGCGGGUCCAGAGGACAUUGGAAUAAGUCCAAAAUGCUUCGAGUGACGGGUCAAUGUAUUUUGUUUCUAAUAAUAGCUUCCUGUGGUGGGUUGAUCAUAAACAACAAUUUUGGUGGGGACGAACACGCGCCGGGAAUAGUGGAUAUAGUUGAGACAACACAAUUAAAAGGAGUUCACCUACAACCAGUGCCUUUAAGUGAAUUAAAAAGACAAUUACAGCAUACAAAAAAUUACUAUGACUUUUUACGUAUAUUCCUGAAUAAGAAAGAUUUAUCGAAUGAGUUGAUAGAUGAAAUUGUGAACGCCCGGACUAUACAGAAAUUUCUAGGAGCUGAGAAGAAGAGUAGAGAUUUCAAUGAGGAAUUUGAUGACGAAGAAUCAUGGGGAGUGGAUGAGGAUGAUAUGCACAUGGAUGAAGAGCAGGAUCGGCUUGAUGAAGAGCUUUCGGAAGCGAUGUAUCAUAUUGAGGAAAUGGCCAACAGCCCUCUUGGGGAGUGUAAGACGCCUCAGCCAGAGAUUGUCAACGUCAUAGACGAAGAAAACAAACACCGAGUGUACUUCCCACAAUGCACUGUUGUACACCGCUGUAAGAACGUCUCCGGGUGUUGUGGCGCCGCGAACAGGGAAUGUGGACCUAUCAGAAUAGAAGUCAUCGAAAAAUCCUUCAUUGUCGUACAGCUGAUUGGGGACAAUACCCUUCCCGACAAAAAUAUGGUGGAGAAGAAGAAUUUUAUCAACCAUACAGAAUGCGCCUGUAAGGAGAAGCAAGGCCUCCCCAAUUGUGACAAAUACAAGUGCCCAUUCCCCUUCAUGAUGAUGCGUAAAGGGGUUCAGUGCACAUGCGACUGUGACCAAUCAGCCGAUGAAAACAAUUACGUCUGUCAGAGCAUCAAAGAUGGCUUCAUACCUCUACAGGAAAGAGACUUAGCGUGUAUUAAAGCAAAAACAUGUCUAAAACCAGUUUGCACGCAUGGGACAUUACACGUGCAAUCGGGGCACUGUCCGUCGAUUCAAAAUGAUGACAUAGGGUCUCCAUUCGAGGCUCCGAUAGAGAGACAAACGGAUCGACAUGUUCGACACUUACGGCACAAGAAGGGGAGAAACAAGGACAAACAACUUAGGAAAGGUCAAGAAAAAGCUGGGAAAUAGUCAUACUGUGUUGUCAUGGUUAUCUGUAGCCAUGGAAACAAUCUCUACCUCUCCCUCCACCCUGGACCUUAUACGUAUUCAGCGACACGUAACCGACGUGACCUUCACCUUGUAUUGUCACGUGACAGGAAACAAGUGCAGAGAUAUAUGUAUCAUAGAUUUAUAUGACGCCAUCGCACGCCCAACAUAAUGUGCACUCUCCCAAGCUCCAAACACCGACUUACCUAUACAGUACACAAGACAAAGGGAGGUAUCUGUAUAUAAGUGUAUAUGAAAUAUGCUGUAUAACAAAGAGCUGUGACGAAAUCAGGACCAUGAGAAUGACUCGCCAGUUUGUCGUACAGAAAGAUUACCCUUGAAUUUCAAAUCUCAAUUAUCGUUCUUACCCAUCUGCAACUGCUGCAACGUUAACGUUAGAAUUGUCAUUUCAUGGAAGUGCCAUAACACCGUAACCUGUGAUGACAGUCAUUCAAAGAAAUAUACUCUCCACAAUAGGAAACGCGUUGGUGGUAACGUUAUUUUCAUCAGUACAGUACGUGGAUGGAGCAGUUUCCAUGUUGCAGUGUUACAUGAAAAUAAAGUCGUUCGUCUUUACUGAUAAAGUGCCACAAAAAGGUUUUAUUGUCUUCCAUAGAGUUAAUAUCGAUGACCUCUGACAUGUGCAUGAUUCGUUUUCUUGGGAAACUGAAAGCAGUUUUCACCUGCAAGUCAUUGGACUUGGCACUUGUCGUUUUCACAAAUCACUCAGCUAACAAAGCGAAUUUUGAAAAUCGUCACGCCAAGGCUCAAUAAUAACGUGAGAAAUGAAGCUGUUACUGGACUUCAAGAUGGUGAAUCAAAAGCAUCAGUAGCAGGUUCACGACUUUGGGCUCAGUAGUUUACGUCACAUAUCUGCAAAGGCUGUCCGUAACUUAACCGACUACGACCUGCCGGAAUCCAAACAAAAAAAACUUACGUUGACGUUAUUUUAUCUCAGAGUAACCGCCAUGACCGGCAAGAAAUGUGGUAACCUCGGUUGACUCAGAUCACUAAAAUUUUCGUGAUCAAACGCAAGUUUUGUAAUCUUCCAAACACACACACCUGUUCCACGUAUCGCUUUUAAACCUUGCAGUAGACACAGAAUGAAUCUCUGUAAAACCACACAUGCGUUUCUUUUGUAGGGGGAGUAGCCGUAGGACAUUAAAAUGGCGCCGUUACGAUAACGAUGGUGUCUGUGAUGUAUAGAUAUUAUAUUUAUUGAAUAUAUUUUCUCAGUUUAACGAUGGAGAGAGUAUGAAUGUUGAGUGAUGUGUGAAAUUAACCGCAAGAAGAGCGACAACAUGACACCGGAACAGCAGCAUUCUGGUCUAUUGCAUUUAUGAACAUUUUAUGUGGUGCUGAUAUUCUUGUAAACUUAUUCUUGUUGUUGUCAAUUAAAAUAAAAUUAAUCCUAACAAAG